Messenger RNA from Daucus carota subsp. sativus, 2095 nucleotides. RefSeq lists its product as uncharacterized. NCBI's taxonomy places the organism in Eukaryota, Viridiplantae, Streptophyta, Magnoliopsida, Apiales, Apiaceae. Bases 95 to 1597 code for a protein of 500 amino acids. Gene Ontology annotation, molecular function: ATP binding; protein serine/threonine kinase activity. The transcript has 12 exons. Gene Ontology annotation, biological process: peptidyl-serine phosphorylation; intracellular signal transduction. The record is from RefSeq and is a predicted model, not a curated record.
AUUUCGGUAGAAUCCUAACACUGCAGUGAAACAUCAUACAAACAUUCAACACACUGUUUGCCGUUUGCUGCUGAAAUCUGGAGAGAGACACAACAUGGAAGAAGAACAAGAAGUGCUUGGCUCAAGCUUAACAAUGGAGAAAGUGGCUACUGCUAAAAAAUACAUUGAGAAUCAUUAUAAAGCCCAGAUGAAGAAUAUUCAAGAAAGGAAAGAAAGGAGAUGGAUGCUUGAAAGAAACUUAGCUUCUUCGGAUGUGCCUGUGGAGGAGCAGCACAAUUUGAUUAAAGAUUUAGAACGAAAGGAGACAGAAUUUAUGAGACUACGAAGGCAGAAGACACGUGUUGAAGAUUUUGAUCUUUUGACCAUCAUUGGGAGAGGAGCCUACGGCGAGGUUCGAUUAUGCCGGGAGAAGAAAUCUGGAACGAUAUACGCAAUGAAGAAAUUGAAGAAGAUUGAAAUGGUGAAAAAGGGACAGGUAGAACAUGUCAUAACUGAGAGGAACUUGCUGGCAGAAGUUGCCAGUAACUUCAUAGUAAAGCUCUAUUACUCGUUCCAAGAUGAUGAAUACUUAUAUCUAAUUAUGGAAUACCUUCCUGGCGGUGAUAUGAUGACUUUGCUAAUGAGAGAAGACACGCUUACUGAAGGCAUGGCAAAGUUUUACAUAGCUCAAACUGUCCUGGCCAUAGAGUCCCUUCAUAAACAUAAUUACAUCCACAGGGAUAUCAAACCAGAUAACCUUCUUCUUGACAAGAACGGGCACAUGAAACUCUCAGAUUUUGGUCUUUCUAAGCCUCUGGAGUGUAGAGCUUUGUCCCCACUGAAUGAGAAUGAACCUAUGGCUGAUGUGAGUUUAGGAGAGCCAAUGGAUAUUGAUGGCUCUAUUCCUAAUACAGUUAACGGAAGUAAAUGGAGAAGCCCCCAAGAGCAGCUCCAGCAUUGGCAGAUGAACAGGAGGAAGCUGGCAUAUUCAACAGUUGGAACACCAGACUACAUCGCCCCUGAAGUACUAUUAAGGAGAGGAUAUGCAAUGGAGUGUGAUUGGUGGUCUUUAGGUGCAAUAAUGUAUGAGAUGCUUGUGGGUUAUCCCCCAUUUUAUUCUGAUGAUCCUACAUCCACUUGCCGAAAGAUUGUUCACUGGAGAACUUACCUAAAAUUUCCAGAAGAUGCAAAUUUAUCAAAUGAGGCUAAGGAUUUAAUUUGUGGAUUACUUUGUGAUGUUGAUCAUAGGCUGGGUACUGGUGGUGCACACCAAAUUAAGGCUCACCCUUGGUUCAAGGAAGUGUUAUGGGAUAAACUAUAUGAGAUGGAGGCUGCAUUCAAACCAGAAGUCAACGGGGAGCUGGACACCCAAAAUUUUAUGAAAUUUGAUGAAUUGAUACCUCCACCUCCGGCAAGAACAAGCUCAGGACCCACUCGAAAGAUGCCAUCAACUCCGAAAGACUUAAGUUUCGUGGGGUAUACAUACAAGAACUUUGAUGCUGUCAAGGCAUUAAGAAAUUCUUCUGGCAAUUCCAAUGUUGAUCACACAAUCAAGUGGAAAGUAGAGGAACCUGAAGUGCAAAUGUUGGCCGCUACAUCUGGUGCAAUGUCACCAUAAUGUGAUACAUACAUGCAUAAUGAUUAAUCCUUUGAUGGAAGCCUUUGCGUUUAAUCAGGUCAUUGUUGUCAUCUUUGUACAGUGCUGUUUGAAAACUUGAUAAAGUCCUAAUGAUGUGUAAACUGGUAGGAAUCAUUCUCUCCCAGCAAAAGAGUUUUGUAAUAACAAUUUACUAACAGGGGUCAAUAGUCGGCUGUGACGUGGCUGCCCAGGCUGGCAAGAUAUAAAUUUGCCAUCUCUUGUGGCAGUUUCUGGUCAAAAGGUUUACUCAGAGUCAAACUCGGCCUUCGAAUUUCUUCUCUAAGUGGGGAUAAGGCUUCUUACUAUACUAUACUUCUUCGUGGCCUUCAUUUCAUACUUCUUCGUGUUCUGAUAUAUUGUACUAUUGUAACUUGUUCAUGUACUUGUUGAAAAGAGAUGUUUCAAGAGUACACUGCUGAUGUUAAAAUGGCUAGGUUUGUGUUUGAGAAAAAGAGUACAUUGGUUGGUCUGUUUUCA